CUUCAGCUGAACAAUGGUUAACAUGAACUAUCAGCAAUCUCAACAAAAACAUAUACACAGCCCGAGUCUGAGACAGUCGAGAAAACGGCAUAAUAAAAGAAAAAGGAAUUAUUGGGACACCAUAUCACCGACAACACACAACCACACUUGAUUAAGAAGAAACGCUUUAAAGGUCUGGUGUGCUGGGUGUGGAAGCGUGUCAGGUCGUGUCUGUGCGUAGCAGCUGAUUGGUUGAGAUGACUGCGGAGUGGAUGUACCCCCCCGGCGUGGCGCCGCUGUGUGGUGCAGAGUUGGAGGCGUGGUAUGAAGACUUGCAAGAUAUACUGGGAUCCGACGCAGGUGGGGCCAAGCACACACGCCCCCUGCCCUGCACUGAGAAAGAGACAGAGUUUCUGGAUGUCCUGGAAAGCUGCUCCCUCACCUGGCUGACGGAGGGGCAGGUGUGGGGGGAGGGGGUGCAGCGCGUGAUGGAUGAACCUCCACCACCUCCGCUGCUCCUCAGCCAGCCCACGGCCCAGGAGGAGCGACGUGGUGGAGGAGAGGCAGCAAGCUCCAGCCCUGGAGACCUGCUGCCCCCAGAGUUUUUCGAGCUGCUGAGUGAGGGUGGAGUCGGCCUGGUGGAGACAGGGGCAGUUAUGGUCACCAGUGGCUACCACCACCAUCACCCCCCAAACCCUCCACCUGCCUCCCCGUCAGUCAGCGAGGAAGAGCUGCCAACCGUCCCAGACACGUCGUCGCCUUGCUCCUCGAGCUCCUCAUCCUUCUCAUCCUCGCAGUCGCCUUCCCUCAACUGCUCGCCUCCUUCCUCCCCACCUCUCUCCCCUCCAUCGGCCCCUGUCUCCGCACGUCUGGGCAAGAGGAAGAGAGGGAGUGCUCCCAACUCGCCUUUCUCAGGGAAGAAGAGUAGGAAGGAGCGGGAGCAGGAGAACGAGAGGAAGGUGCAGGAGCUGACUGACCAGAAUGAAAGGCUCAAGGCCGAGAUCGAGAGGCUCGGUGAGGAGGUCCAGCGGACACGGCGUGCACUUAUCGAGAGGCUCGUCAACACUAGGAAGUAAAGGAUGCAAGAACAAAGAAAGGUUGCAAAGAAAGGAAUUCGAGGAAGGUUCCUGUGGUGACCAUGAAAUGCACAUUUAGAGAGAAGAGAGAAAAAGUCAUGUGGAAACUGGGGGAGAGAGGGAUUCAUUUAGAGUCUUCCCCCAAGAAUGAUGGAGAGGAUGUGUAGUGAGAAUGUCAGAUUUAGCCUUAAAAAGAGAAACGGACCCCUAAUUUACAGUUAUUACUGUGUAAAACAGCCUCAAUAAAAGGUAUCUAAUUUAAUAGUUACCUACCCAAGUAAUUUUGUAAGACUUUGUAUUCACAUGCUGCUUGUACUCAGAUGUAUCAGGAUGAAAAUUAAACCUGGUAAUAAUACUCUUCUGGGGGGUGUUAUGGGCAAAUACAAGUACAGUUCACAUGAGGUUUUGACCAACCUUUAGAAACAGAGCACAUUUUGUCUGCUUUUAAAGAGAUUUGCAGAAGUACAAAAUGGUUUAAAGGUUUUAAGGAUUCUGUGCAUUUCAUUGUAACCCAGUGUAGAGUAGAGGAAGUUUAACAUUAUACUGUCUUUGUAAUUGUAAUGAAAGGGCUUUUGAAACUGUUUUAGCUAUGCCGAGUUCACACAGAAUUAGCUCAGGACUGUUUUUUAGAACGUUUUGUUACCGUUUUUUUCCUAAACCUCAGCUGAAGCCAUGGCCUAUAAGCGUGGAUGGAUAAAGGGGAGAAAUGUGGUUGUGAUGUAGUCUUUUUGGGCUCGAUUCUUUUUCUUAUGUAUUUUUCAAAUAGAAUAAUUAGUUAACAAUGUGCAGUUCAUACCACUUUGUGCUUAUUUUUCUAUGAUAUCUAUCCAUUAUAUAAAUCUGCUCAUUAUAUAUAAUCAUAUCACACCGUAUCACUAUUGUACUGUGUAGUAAAAAUAUACUUGCAUGCUGAAUUGUAUUUGCAUAGACUUUGAAUUUGUCUUUAUCUACAUUUAUUAAUAAAACCUUGAAUACAAUCAAAA
Trichomycterus rosablanca is the source of this 2038-nucleotide messenger RNA. It is a transcript of the gene ddit3, whose product is annotated as DNA-damage-inducible transcript 3. Gene Ontology annotation, biological process: negative regulation of transcription by RNA polymerase II; intrinsic apoptotic signaling pathway in response to endoplasmic reticulum stress; ER overload response. The transcript is spliced from 4 exons. Gene Ontology annotation, molecular function: protein heterodimerization activity; RNA polymerase II cis-regulatory region sequence-specific DNA binding; transcription factor binding. Bases 237 to 1055 code for a protein of 272 amino acids. The record is from RefSeq and is a predicted model, not a curated record. Lineage: Eukaryota; Metazoa; Chordata; Actinopteri; Siluriformes; Trichomycteridae. Gene Ontology annotation, cellular component: CHOP-ATF4 complex; CHOP-C/EBP complex; CHOP-ATF3 complex.